AUGUCCGAUAUCAGCAUCUACAACGUCAGCGUUGGCGUGUUCACCAGAGGCACGGUCGUCCUCAUCGGCUUGCUCAGCAAGGCCACGCAACACAGCGGGGCGGACAGCCUUCCCUCGGCCACGCUCAUAGAGGACAUGAAGCCUCUGAGCUUUCACGUGCAAUCUGUCUGGAAUACCACCAAUCUAUCGCUGAAAAGAUUCGGCAUCGACAGCUUGGAGACUUGGGAGGACGAGGAGCCCCUGACCAUGGCCCAGCUUGUCGAGCGCGCAGAAAAGCUCAAAGCCUUUCUGGAUGGCAUCAAACCUGCGGAGCUGGAGGGCAAGGACAAGAUGGAAAUGAAAGUCAUGGGAGAGACGGGGACUGGGAAGCAGUUCAUCUUGUCGCUUGGCAUGCCAAACUUUUUCUUUCACCUACAGACGGUCUACUCUAUUCUCCGCAUGAAGGGAGUGCCGCUUGGCAAAGUCGAUUACUUGGGCCCAUGGAACGAUACCUGGGAGAAUUAA
This is a messenger RNA of Akanthomyces muscarius, 504 nucleotides long. RefSeq lists its product as uncharacterized. The record is from RefSeq and is a predicted model, not a curated record. The coding region runs from base 1 to 504 and encodes 167 amino acids. The transcript has a single exon. Lineage: Eukaryota; Fungi; Ascomycota; Sordariomycetes; Hypocreales; Cordycipitaceae.